AUGGGUGCUAAAAUAAGAGAAUUUCCUAAAUAUAAAUGGGAAAUCAAUAAAAAAAAAGGAAGUAAUAGAAUAACUCUUUAAUUAAUGAAAUCUAACUUGAAUGCUCUAACUCAUAUUGACUUACAGUUAAAAAAUUGUACUCUUAGUAAUGAACAAGUUGCUUAACUUAAUAAUUCCUUAGUAUAAUGUCAACAAUUAGAAUCUUUAGUUUUAAAUCUUAAUAAGGAAAAUAUUUCAGAUGAUUAGAUAAAUUAAUUAUUCACUCAAUAUACCUGGGUAAAGGAUUUUGUUGAAACUUGUAAUAAUGUGAGCAACGAUUAAAUAUACACCCAAAUUUUGUUUUUCCUAAAUCUUUUUUAGAUAAGUCAUGAUUGUCAAGAACUUAGAUUAAAUGAUAUCUAAGCUUAAGGAAAUAUUCUAUUAGAAGAAACUAUGAGUAAUCUAAUUAAUCUCAACAGUUUAUAGCUAAAUUUAGAUGGAAAUUAAAUAGGAGAUGGAGGUACAGUUUGGAUUUGCAAAGUAUUACGUAGAUGCAAAACGCUUAAUAAACUAAAUCUACAGCUUUGGAAAAAUAAAAUAGGUGACAGAGGGAUAUCAAGUAUUGCAGAAGGUAUUAAUAGUUGUGCUAAAAUCACAACUUUAACUUUAAAUGCAGUUGCAAAUUUAAUUGGAAAAGAAGGUGCAUUUUCUAUAAGUAGGACAUUAAGUAGUUGUAAAAUGUUGACUCAUCUAGAUAUUAAUCUAUCUAACAAUUAAAUUGGAGAAGAAGGAGCUUCUGCUAUUUGUAUAGUACUAGGUAGCUGUUAAUUACUUGAGAAUUUAAAAUUUAUGCUAAGUAAUAAUUAAAUUGGGAAUGAAGGAGCAUACUGUUUUGGAACAGCAUUGAGCAAAUUAAAGUUACUUAUUAAUUUAAAAUUUUGCCUUAGGGACAAUAAAAUAUAUGAUAAAGGAGCACUGAACGUUGGAUUAGGUUUAAGUAAGUGCAAUCAGCUUAAAAAUUUAGAUAUUGGAAUGCAUGGAAAUAAAAUUGGAGAUGAUGGAGUAUAAAAUAUUGGAUUAGGCUUGAGAAAAUCCAAUCAACUUACUAAUUUAAAAUUUGAUAUAAGCUAAAAUUUAAUUGGGGAUGAUGGAGCUUCUACUAUUGGUACAGCAUUUGGCGAGUGUAAAUUCCUUACUAAUCUCAAUUUUUAUAUUUGGAAAAAUAAAAUUGGUGAUAGAGGAGCAUAAAAUAUUGGAUUAGGUUUGAGUAACUGCACUCAACUUACAAAUUUAGAAUUUGUCAUAAGCCAAAAUUAAAUUGGGAAUGAUGGAGCUUCUACUAUUGGUAAAGCAAUUGGUAACUGCAAGUUACUAACUAAUCUCAAAUUUUACAUUUGGUGCAAUAAAAUCGGUGAUAGAGGAGCAUAAAAUAUUGGAUUAGGUUUGAGUAACUGCACUCAACUUACAAAUUUAGAAUUUGAUAUAAGCGAAAAUUAUAUUGGGGAUGAUGGAGCUUCUACUAUUGGUACAGCACUUGGUAACUGCAAAAACCUAACCAAUCUCAAAUUUUCAAUUUGUGACAAUAAUAUUGGUGAUAAAGGAGCAUAAAAUAUUGGAUUAGGUUUGAGUAACUGCACUCAACUUACAAAUUUAGAUUUUUUCCUAAGAGAAAAUAUUAUUGGGGAUGAUGGAGUUUCUACUAUUGGUAAAGCACUUGGUAACUGCAAGUUCCUAACAAAUCUCUUAUUUGACAUUUCGCGCAAUAAAAUCAGUUAUAAAGGAGCAUAAAAUAUUGGAUUAAGUUUGAAUAACUGCACUCAACUUACAAAUUUAUAUUUUGAGAUAAGCAAAAAUUAAAUUGGGGAUGAUGGAGCUUCUACUAUUGGUACAGUACUUGGUAACUGCAAGUUCCUAACUAAUCUCAAAUUUUACAUUUCUGACAAUAAUAUUGGUGAUAAAGGAGCAUAAAAUAUUGGAUUACUUAUGAGUAACUGUAAUCAGCUUACAAAUUUAAAAUUUGAUAUAAGCAAUAAUAAUAUUGGGGAUGAUGGGGCUUCUACUAUUGGUAAAGCACUUGGUAACUGCUAGUUACUAACUAAUCUCAAAUUAUACAUUGAGCACAAUAAAAUCGAUGAUAAAGGUGCAUAAAAUAUAGGAUUAGGUUUGAGUAGCUGCACUCAACUUACAAAUUUAGAAUUUGACAUAAGCGAAAAUUAAAUUGGGGAUGAUGGAGCUUCUACUAUUGGUACAGCACUUGGUAACUGCAAGUUCCUAAUCAAUCUCUAAUUUUCAAUUUGGGGCAAUAAAAUCGGUGAUAAAGGAGCAUAAAAUAUAGGAUUAGGUUUGAAUAACUGCUCUCAGCUUACAAUUUUAAAAUUUAGGAUAAGCAAUAAUUAAAUUGGGGAUGAUGGAGCUUCUGCUAUUGGUACAGCACUUGGUAACUGCAAAUUCCUAAUUAAUCUCAAAUUUUACAUUUAAGGCAAUAAAAUUGGUGAUAAAGGAGCAUAAAAUAUUGGAUUAGGUUUGAGUAACUGCACUCAACUUACAAUUUUAGAUUUUGAGAUAAACUGCAAUUAAAUUGGGGAUGAUGGAGCUUCUACUAUUGGUACAGCACUUGGUAACUGCAAAUUCCUAAUCAAUCUCUAAUUUUCAAUUUGGGGCAAUAAAAUUGGUGAUAAAGGAGCAUAAAAUAUUGCAUUAGGUUUGAGUAACUGCACUCAACUUACAAAUUUAGAUUUUAAGAUAAACAAAAAUUAAAUUAGGGAUGAUGGGGCUUCUACUAUUGGUACAGCACUUGGUAACUGUAAAUUCCUAACAAAUCUUAAAUUUGACAUUUCGGGCAAUAAAAUUGGUGAUAAAGGAGCAUAAAAUAUUGGAUUAGGUUUGAGUAGCUGCACUCAACUUACAAAUUUAAUUUUUAUCUCAGAGUAAAUUUGA
Messenger RNA from Tetrahymena thermophila SB210, 2916 nucleotides. Its product is annotated as translation initiation factor eIF-5A family protein. Lineage: Eukaryota; Ciliophora; Oligohymenophorea; Hymenostomatida; Tetrahymenidae. The transcript is spliced from 34 exons. Gene Ontology annotation, cellular component: nucleus; cytosol; perinuclear region of cytoplasm. The record is from RefSeq and is a predicted model, not a curated record. Gene Ontology annotation, biological process: activation of GTPase activity; nucleocytoplasmic transport. Gene Ontology annotation, molecular function: small GTPase binding; GTPase activator activity.